AUGAGUUAAACCCAUAUUUAUUCAUAAUUUAUAUCAAUUUAGAAUUAUAAAUAACAAUUUUUNUAAUAGUUAGGAGAAGUUCGAAAUGGAUUUGGAGAAUAAAUUUGGAAAGAUGGGGCUAGGUAUAUAGGGGAGUGGAGAAACAAUUAAGCUAAUGGGUAUGGUAUAUUCUAUCAUGUUGACGGAGAUAUUUAUGAAGGAUUUUGGAAGGAUGAUAAAGCCUAAGGGUAUGGAAUAUAUAUGCAUAAAGAUGGAUCCAGAUAUGAAGGGGAUUGGGAUUAAGAUCUUUAUCAUGGAACUGGUUGUGAAGUGUGGGUAGAUGGGAGUAAAUAUGACGGAUAAUAUUCAAAAGGCACUAAAAAUGGAAAAGGAAUUUAUCGAUGGGCUGAUGGGAGUGUUUAUGAUGGAUAGUGGGAAGAUAAUAAGAUGAAUGGUUCUGGCAAAUACACUUGGGCAGAUGGAAGAUAUUAUGAAGGGUAAUGGAAGAAUGAUAUGAUGCAUGGUACAGGAAUCCAAAUUUGGCCAGAUGGGAGAAAAUAUGAAGGAAAUUUUGAGUUUGAUAAACGAAAUGGUUUCGGUAUCAUGGAGUGGGGCAAUGGAAAACAAUACGAAGGCUAUUGGUUAAACGGUAAAUAGCAUGGAGAAGGUAAAAUAAUAAGUGCAAAUAAAGAAAUAUAAGUAUGCUAAUGGAGAAAUGGUUAGAGACUAUGA
This is a messenger RNA of Paramecium octaurelia, 711 nucleotides long. NCBI's taxonomy places the organism in Eukaryota, Ciliophora, Oligohymenophorea, Peniculida, Parameciidae. The record is from the annotation of a GenBank genome assembly.